This is a messenger RNA of Cyphellophora europaea CBS 101466, 1833 nucleotides long. RefSeq lists its product as uncharacterized. Bases 1 to 1833 code for a protein of 610 amino acids. The record is from RefSeq and is a predicted model, not a curated record. The transcript is spliced from 2 exons. NCBI's taxonomy places the organism in Eukaryota, Fungi, Ascomycota, Eurotiomycetes, Chaetothyriales, Cyphellophoraceae. Gene Ontology annotation, molecular function: NAD+ binding.
AUGGGGCUGAACGCAUCGGUAUCGCCGCGGCGACACAGACGGGAAGUAUCCACUUCUCCAGCUCCAAAUCAGGAGGUGCGACGGCAGAAGUUGAACGAGUUCAACAGCAUGCAAGAUGCCGUCGAUUUGUUGAAGGAGUCAGAAGACAUCGUCAUUCUUAGUGGCGCUGGUAUCUCUACUUCUGUCGGCAUUCCAGACUUUAGAUCUCAGCAAGGACUGUAUAACCUCAUUCAAGAUAAACGCUUCAGUGAUCCUCAGCAAUUGUUCUAUCGAGAUAUGUUCGAACAGUAUCCAAAGGAAUUCUGGCGCGAUGUGCGGCCCAUCAUUCCUAAACUACGUCAAGGCGCCCUCCUCAAUGAAGAUGGAUCGAAUGCCAGGAGUUUGAUCAAUGCUGUUCCCCCUUACUCGGCGGUGCAUUCUUUCCUGGAGCUCUUACAGACAAAGGACAAAUUACUCACAAACUUCACGCAAAACAUUGAUGCUCUGGAGCUCGAUGCGGGCGUCGACAUUGAGAAGAUUGUUGCCUGCCAUGGAACAUGGGAAACGGCCACCUGCUUGUCAUGCGCGGGAAAAGUAGCAGCGCAAAGCUAUCUACCUGUGGUACUCGCUGGAAAGCUACCGCUCUGUGUAUGUGGCAAGCCAGAUCCUGUGGACCCAAACGCUCGUCAGUCGUCCCGCCUCAAGAAGGGGCCCAAGUUUGAGGAGGCCGAUAUCGAAUAUGUGGAGACAUUCGGAGGAGAAGUUCCAGAUAGUUCUCGACACGGCCGACACAAGCGGCGUCGCAUCGAAUCCGAGCUUGCGAACCUGCUUGCCCGUGACAGCGAUGAUGACGAGAAGUCAGACGCCCCUUCCCGGCCAGGCCUUCUCAAGCCUGAUAUCACUUUCUUCGGAGAGUCAGUGGCUGAGAACUACUACCCCACCUUAGACGCCAUAAGGGAUGAGGUAGAUCUCCUCAUCAUCGUAGGCACAUCGCUCGCUGCGCAGCCUGUUAGCGAGCUACCUCUAUCGCUGCCUCGAGACGUGCCGCAGAUCUGGAUCUCCAACGAACGCUGUACUAACAAAGUCAAAAGACUGCAGGUAGAUAUUGAGCUCAUUGGAGAUGCUGAUAGUAUCGUCCGUGAACUUUGUGCUCGUGCUGGCUGGGGUAAUGCGCUUGCAAACCGGAUCUGGAAGAACCACUUGGGCUCUACGAGGCAGGCCAAGGCGGCUGUCGCGAAGGCCAAGGAAGAGAGAGUAAAAGCCACAAAGCCCGCGGCAACCGCUGUCAGUGCAGAGGGAAACAUGGUCGACAUAACCACACUAGCCGAGAAACAGCUUAAGCAGGAACAACCCGAACAUGUUGUACGCGGUAAAGUUCCGGGCGAUAAAGAACACAGGCGCGGCGAUAUCACCACAGCUUCAACGCAGGACAACGCUAAGGAUCAAGAGGCAAUGUUGGACAUGCCAGCAACCCCUCAUGCGCUUGCGAUAAGCGAUACGAGCCCACAGUCCAUUCAAAUCCAUCCUUCUGCACCGGUUGCAGUCGGCAUACCGACCGUGCAGGUCGAACGACCGCCCCUGUCACCACCACUCGCCUUCCGAGGUAACGCGAAACGUCCACUCAGCCUGGCAGGGACACUCAGUACAAGCACUGCUUCACUCGAGGGUAGUGGCAACAGCAACGGCCAUACCGUAAAGAAGCCCAGGGCGGGAAGCCCCAAUCCCGCCAAGGUGAGACCUGUAAAACCUGCUACUUCAGUCAGCUCGGGCAGAGGGAUGGCAGAUCCAAGCUUGAGGAUCUUCCAGGAUGAGGCGUUUGAGUGGGUCACGUAUUUUAAGAAACCGAAGGUCUGA